This is a messenger RNA of Eubalaena glacialis (North Atlantic right whale), 4914 nucleotides long. RefSeq names its product zinc finger protein 512B (gene ZNF512B). The transcript has 15 exons. The record is from RefSeq and is a predicted model, not a curated record. Gene Ontology annotation, molecular function: zinc ion binding. The coding region runs from base 55 to 2952 and encodes 965 amino acids. NCBI's taxonomy places the organism in Eukaryota, Metazoa, Chordata, Mammalia, Artiodactyla, Balaenidae.
GGCCCGGCCCGGCCCCGGCCUCCGCCCGGCCCCCGCCCGCUGGGCGCCGCAGAGAUGACCGACCCCUUUUGUGUUGGAGGAGGCCGCCGGCUCCCGGGGUCCAGCAAGAGUGGGCCUGGGAAGGAUGGCGGCCGGAAUGAGGUCCGACUUCCCAUGCUUCACGACCCACCGAAGCUGGGGCUGCCGGUAGUCCGGGGUGGGCAGACAGCGCCCAGCCAGGCCCCGCUCUGCUUUGACCCGGGAAGUCCAGCCAGCGACAGAACGGAAGGGAAGAAAAAGGGGCGUCCGAAAGCCGAGAACCAGGCACUCCGAGACAUUCCUCUCUCCCUGAUGAACCAGUGGAAAGACGAGUUCAAGGCGCACUCGAGGGUGAAGUGUCCAAACGCUGGGUGUUGGCUGGAGUUCCCCAGCAUCUACGGGCUCAAGUACCACUACCAGCGGUGCCAAGGGGUAAGGGGCUGCGGCCUGGGGAAGGGGAGGCCUGGGGCCCACCCUGCCCUGGCUGUUGGCUUGGGGGUGUCCACGCCUGCCCUCUCCACCCAGGGUGCCAUCUCAGAAAGGCUGACCUUUCCCUGCCCCUUCUGUGAGGCUGCAUUCACCUCUAAGACCCAGCUGGAGAAGCACCGGAUUUGGAACCACAUGGACCGACCCCUGCCUGCCCCCAAGCCUGGGCCAGUCAGCCGGCCAGUCACCGUCAGCCGGCCCGUUGGGGUCAGCAAGCCCAUUGGAGUAAGCAAACCUGUCACUAUCAGCAAGCCCAUCGGCAUCAGCAAGCCAGUGACGGUCAGCCGGCCCGUGCCGGUCACCAAGCCAGUGACAGUCAGCCGGCCUGUGCCGGUCACCAAACCAGUGACGGCCAGCAGGCCCGUGCCAGUCACCAAAGCUGUGCCGGUCACUAGGCCUGUGCCAGUCAACAAGCCUAUACCGGUCACCAAGUCUGUGCCAAUUGCCAAGCCAGUAACAGUCAACAAACCGGUGCCGGUCACCAAACCAGUGACCAUCAACAAGCCGGUGUCUGUGACAAAGCUUGUGACAGUUACGAAACCCGUGCCAGUUGCGAAGCCGGUGACGGUCAGCAGGCCCGUUGUGGUCAGUAAGCCGGUGACGGUCAGCAGGCCCGUUGCCAUCAGCAGACACACGGCACCUUGCAAGAUGGUGCUGCUGACCAGGUCUGAGAACAAAGCUCCUCGGGCCGCGGGGAGGAGCAGCGGUAAGAAAAGGGCUGCAGACGGCCUGGAUGCCUGCCCCCUCCCGCCCAAGCAGGCGAGGCCGGAGAACGGGGAGUACGGCCCGUCCACCACAGACCAGAGCUCAGCCUUCCAGCUGAGCACAGACCCCAGCAGCAGCCCCCUUUCUCUGGGCAGCAGACCCUUGGGGGGCAAGGAGGCGCCGAGGGCCGCGGGCCCCGUGUCCCCGCCUGAGGAGGGUGCGGAGCGCACGAAGCACAGAAGGAAACAGAAGACACCCAAGAAGUUUACGGGUGAGCAGCCCUCCAUCUCAGGGACUUUCGGACUCAAAGGUGAGGCCUGGACCAGCCGGGCACCUGUGGGGCCAAGCGCACGCGGCGGCCGCGCCCUCAGCCUGCACCUGCCCCUCCCGCGUGUGCACGUAGGCCUGGCCAAGGCGGAGGACAAAGCCCGCAUCCACCGCGCCAAGAAGCAGGAGGGGCCGGUCCCCGAGGAGGCGCGGAAGAAGGGGCCAGCCCCCACCAGCGCCGUCAGCAAGGAGGUGCCGGCCCCCGUGGCCCACCCAGCCCCAGGUGGCCCUGAGGAGCAGUGGCAACGGGCCAUCCACGAACGGGGGGAGGCCGUCUGCCCCACCUGCAACGUGGUCACCCGAAAGACCCUCGUGGGGCUCAAGAAGCACAUGGAAGUGUGUCAGAAGCUGCAGGAUGCACUUAGGUGCCAGCACUGCCGGAAGCAGUUCAAGUCCAAGGCGGGCCUCAACUACCACACCAUGGCUGAGCACAGCGCCAAGCCCUCUGACGCCGAGGCCUCGGAGGGGAGCGAGCAGGAGCGGCGGGAGCGGCUGCGGAAGGUGCUGAAGCAGAUGGGGCGGCUGCGCUGCCCCCAGGAGGGCUGCGGGGCCGCCUUCUCUAGCCUCAUGGGCUACCAGUACCACCAGCGACGCUGCGGGAAGUCGCCCUGCGAGGUGGAGACCCCUUCCUUCCCCUGCACCCACUGCGGCAAGACCUACCGCUCCAAGGCCGGCCACGACUACCACGUGCGCUCGGAGCACGCGGCCCCGCCCCCCGAGGAGCCUGCGGACAAGGCCCCCGAGGCUGAGGACCUGUUGGGUGUCGAGCGGACCCCCAGCGGCCGCAUCCGCCGCACGUCGGCCCAGGUCGCUGUGUUCCACCUGCAGGAGAUCGCGGAGGACGAGCUGGCCCGAGACUGGACCAAGCGGCGGAUGAAGGACGACCUGGUGCCCGAGACCGCGCGGCUCAACUACACGCGGCCCGGCCUUCCUGUGCUGAACCCCCAGUUGCUGGAGGAGUGGAAGAAUGAGGUCAAGGAGAAGGGCCACGUCAACUGCCCCAAUGAUUGCUGCGAAGCCGUCUACUCCAGCGUGUCCGGCCUCAAGGCCCAUCUGGCCGGCUGCAGCAAGGGGGACCACCUGGUGGGGAAGUACUGCUGUCUGCUGUGUCCCAAGGAGUUCAGCUCCGAGAGUGGCGUCAAGUACCACAUUCUCAAGGCCCACGCGGAGAACUGGUUCCGCACUUCGGCAGACCCGCCUCCCAGACACAAGGGCCCAGACUCCCUGGUGCCCAGAAAGGAGAAGAGUCCGGCUGGCGGGAAGAAGCGGGGCCGCAAGCCCAAGGAGCGACCCCCUGAGGAUCCAGCCCCUGGGACGCCUCCCCACCGGGACGACUGGCCCCCAGGAGGCAGAGACAAGGGGGCCCGGGGCUCUGCUGGCCGGAAGGUGGGAGCCGGCAAGGCGCCCGAGAAGUGAGUUUGGAGCCUGGCAGGUGGGUGGGGCUCGGCCCCCUCUGUCCAGGGUGGGGCUCCAGAGCCUCCUGCCCUCCAGGUCUCCACCCCCCACCCCUGCCUGUUCAUCUGUCCAGCGGGGGCGGCCAGCCCUCUCCCCUCCCUGAGGGUGGCCCUGCCCCACGCGGGCUGCCGCAGGGCACCUUGGGCUGGGGCUCCCGGGAGGGCCAGGGCAGCUGCAGAAGUGCAAUAGUCUGGAGGGACCUUCACGGGCCGGCAAGAGGAAGGGCUACAGCCUGGGCUUCGGUGCUGGGGCGGCAUGGAGCAGGCAGAUGGCCUUCUGGUCCUCGGCAUGUGAGCUCCAUGCCCCAUCUGCUUUCUCGGGCCCAAGGCUCGGGGGUCCCUGGUGGCCCAUGGUUCUGGGCUGAUGAGGGUACCUGAGCAGCCUCACCUCGUGACCCGACACUGGAACCCCGGCACCCCCCAGCUACCUCCCGGGACAGACCCCAAGUCUGACAGCUGCCGUGCUGACCUGCCCGCCCCACCGCACCCCACCCCCACCGCACCCCACCCCCACCCCACCCCACCCCACCCCCACCCCGCUGUCUUCUGGUUCCUGCACUUCCGCUCUCUACCUCUCCAGGCCCACCCUCCCCUGCGGUGCAGCCCCUGCUGUGCCCGGGCCCUGCUCCACUGGCCCGUGUGCAUCAUGGUGGCGGAGGCAGCCCUGCUCCACCGUCCCCAGUAGCGCUCCCCACUGGGGGCCAGGCAGAGGCUCUGCUUCUGCCACCGCAGGGCUGUGGAGCAGGGGCCACGUGAAGUGAGCUCUGGCCUCAGCCUCCAGCUUCGCUAAUGCCGCUGGCCCGAGUCGGGUAGCCUGAUGUGUUUAGGGAUGGGCCAGUCUGGGUUCCGGUGUCACCUGGGGCCCACGGGCAUGAGGGGCGGGGACCUGGGGCCUGGCUCGAGUAGUGACCACUGUGGGAAGCAGCCUCUGUCGCUGGCCUGGGUUGGCCCAUGGCCAAGCUCCCGUGGGAGCCUCCUUCCCCCUUUUUUACCUGCUCCUUCGUUUCUGGUUGUGUGGCCUUUUGAUGUGAGAGCCGAAGGCCGGGGGGAGCUUGGCCAAGGUCACAGUAGGUUGGUGGCAGCUCCAGAGCUCUGUCUUGGCUCCCUUUGGUGCCCUGAGGGCAGCGAGGUCUGUAGGUUGGGUCAGGUGGAGUCCAGGGCACCCUGAGGAUGCGGCCACGUGGUUUCUGACCUCCUGCCUGGGCCCCACCUUCCAACCAUGGCAUCGCUGGGACAGGGAGGGUGCUCAGAGCUGCUGCGUUUGGAUGGAGGCUGUUUUCCACGGGGGGGUGGGGGUGGGCUGAGGGCUCGGCCUUGCCGACCCUGGAUGAUGUGAAUUUUGAUAUUUGCCCGUGUGCGUGUGUCUCCUGGGUGUAGUGGAUGCCAGUCUUGUUGCUGUGACAAGUAACAAACCUUUUUUUUAAUUCUGUUUUUUAUACGAAAACUCACAACAAUCUGACAUUUUGGUGCUAAGGGUUUCCUGGUGCCGACGGUGGAUCUGGGGGCUGGGCUGGGGUCCCUCUCUUGCUCGGGGAGGCGGUGCUGACUGGGCACCCCUCUGCCCCCCAGCUCCUGUCCUCCUCCAGUCCCUGGAGAGGAGGGGCUCCAGUCUGGGCUCAGCUCUCCUCACCCUGCACUAGGGAGACAGUUUCCAGGAGGGCUUUGGGGCCGAGGCGCCGUGCUGCCCGUCUCCGGCUUCUUCCUUCAGCCAGAAUGCUCUGACCCCGGGCAGUCCUGGCCUGAUGUGCUAGGGAGGGGGUGUGGAGACGUGGACUCCCCCCACUCACACGCACCUGAUCUGAUCAGGGGGUGGAGGCCUGGGCAGGUGCAGGUAAUCCAGCAUCAAAGGCUGAGGCAAGCAGCAUGACUUCGGGGCAGGAGGGCUUUCUUUCCUGUGUUCCUGGGUGUCACUGGGGUGCAGCUG